AGUAACAUCGUAAACGAGGACCACCUGACGGUAAGGCCGGACUAAAUGGAAGCAGCAGAGAAAACUCUCACUUACCGAGAUGACACCGGAUUUAAAACAAAGCUGCUCACACAAGACAAGAACAUCAAGGACAAGCCGAAAAUUAAGGACCACGUCAAUGACACAAACAGCAACGAGUCGAACUAUGUGGAUCUGGACAUGAAACCUGACGGCCCGAAAACGGUGAAAGUGACUUUCACUGGAGAGGGAAACCAGCUCUCUGUGAUCAAAUGCGACUUGUCAAAGCAGGAGAAGAAAGUCACGUCAGAUGAAAUUAUUGAGGAGCGAUCAGAAGACAAGGGGGACACCGUUCCCCAGCCCGUUUUGGGUGAGUCAACGUUGGAAACUCUGACCAAAACUCACAGCACUGAUCAAGGCGCGGAGAAUGAGAAGCCGCGUCAGGCGGAGCUCGACCCGAGUGAUUGCAGUGAACAUGUGUGUAGUGAGAGCGAUGAGCUCCAGUACACGGACAUGUAUCUAAACAGUAAGACAGAGUCCGAUGACAGUACCAGCGCCGUGCUGUCCGACCAUUGUGGCUCUGACACCGUGGAGGACGAGUCCCACUACAUAACCACGCAUGAAAUCCAGCUGACCGAGCUCGACCACGACGUCGAUUACGACCUAGGGCGAGGGACCUGUUGGGAAUUUGAAGACGACAACUUGGUUUAUUCUUUUGUGGAUUAUGCUUCAUUUGAAAGCGAUGAAACCCACGAGGGGACUUUGAUACUGGAGGACAGGAGCCAUGCAAAAGUCCAGUCUAAUCUUGGUGAAGCAGUUGUCAGCACUGAGCAGGAGGAGAGUGAUCUUUGUGACUCGGACAAAUGCGCCAGCUCAGAUGAAAGUGUGUGCAAAAACCAAAGCGGAGACUGUAACACAGGAAAAAUUCACUUAUCAAUUAAAACAUCUUCCAGAGCGGUGACCGAUCCUGUCAGUUUAUUCGACAACAGUAACCUUGGAUACACAAAACAUUUUGCAGACAGGAGUCAUUUCUCUUUUGUGAGCUCUGGCGCCAGAGCGGCCCCCCUGUGUGAUAGAAGCCAAUAUUUCAUCCCUGCUCCGGGACGUCAGCACCUUGCAACCAAACUGAGACGGAAAGAUAUUAAUGAGUAUUCCAGUGGAGCGUCCAGCUCCAUCAGUGAAUUGGACGACGCUGAUAAAGAGGUGCGUAACUUAACCGCCAAGUCUUUCCGAAGCUUGGCAUGUCCAUACUUUGAUGCCAUUAAUCUUAGCACAUCCAGUGAGUCCUCUGUGUCGGAAUAUGGGCUAAAUAAAUGGUCAGCGUAUGUAGACUGGAACUAUGGAAACGUAUCAAGGGGAAGAGAGCGCAGCGUGAUUGCGCACAAGACCUCCAGCGCAACUUUGGAGAUGAAUAAGACGGUAGAGACAGGUAGGGGACAUUGUGUGAAAGCUCCACAAACCAAGAUGUAUGCCCUUAACAAGAGGAAUGUUUCACAACAAGCAGCACCUUCUAGUAAAAAGAUCCAAAUGAAUGAACUGAAUGAGCCAGGGCACCGCGGAGUCACGUUGAAUUUUCGCUGUAAUGUUGAAUCUCACGAUGGACGCAGGGGUCCCAAGUGCCCCAAGAAGGACAGACUUAAUGAAGUCACUGGGACCGUGUUGGCGAGGUCGGGAUGUGAGAUGCAAUAUCACCACACAGACGAUACGGGGGACAUACACAAAAGAGCAAUUUUUGCAUCAAGUCUGUUAAAAAACGUGAUCUCCAAAAAGAUGCAGUUUGAGCAAGAACGCAAAAUGGAGAGGGGGGAGAUCUGUGACACACACCCUGUCCUCUCCCCCUGUUUCCAUACUAGAGAUCAAGAUGGCAUGAAGGAAAAAAAUCAAGGUAAAAGUAUCCAAAGACAAAGUUCUGAAUCAGGCUCAGCAUUUACUGUUAACUCUACUGAUGAUAAACACCUGGAGAGCGGCAGACCCAGUUCCAGUGGGCCUGCUGAGGAUUUGAUAGGCAACAAAGCCCCUGAUAAUGCAGAAAAGGGACAGGAAGAACCCCCGAAAGCACUGUUUACCCUCAAUCAAAACACUGCAUUUAAUUCAUUAAAAGAAGAUGAGCCACAACAUGUGAAGGAGGCUGAGCCUGCAUGUGUAAAUGAUUCACAGACCAUGGCCAAGGAAAGGUUAGACACCAGCAACAUGCUGACAAAACUGCUUUUUGUUCCAAGCUGCCAACUUCUUCCAGAAGACAGGGAUUUAACAGAGGAUUUGACACCACACACACCUGACACAGGUGCGCCUAGUGGUUCACAGAAAGAUGAAAAAGAGCUUAAAAAGGGCAGUGAUGGAAAUAUGCAAGGCAGAGAAGAAAAUAACAAGGGAGGAAAAACACCUGAGAUAAAAAUUUGCCUUAGAAGUGUGAAAGAAAACAAAGGCUGCACACUCAAUAUUGCCAAUCUCUUAACCCCUAAAAUAAAUUCAAACAUUAACACGCUCAGGACAGCAGAUGACAGCAAAUGCCACAUUUUGUCUGCAGCAGAUAAGGUUCCAAACUUUACUGUUCGAGACAUAAGAGAUACCAAGUGCAAGUUUCAAACACCAAUAUAUCAUGUUAGGGAUGUGCGGAAAUUAGUAAAAAGCUCAUAUCGCUUUGUUUCUCUAGAUAACAGUGACAGUAAAUGUUCAACAUCAGCUGAAAAACUUGAGGAAAAAGCUAAAGUGGAGUCAGGAAAACAUUUAUUACCAUCACCUAUUGUGAUUAAAUGCAACUCUGUUAAAACUAAUGCUAAAUCCCUUACCACGGAGGCAUCACAGAGACAAACAGAGGCAGACAUCCACCCUGAAACAUCCCAAAAUGAAAAUAAAUCUUCACAGUGUGUCACUAACCGUGUGCCCACUGCUAUAACUAAGCAGGGCAAUUCGGAUCAGUCUGAAAUUCAAACUAAUUUUGAGGCCAAACUGGAAAAAAAGAGACAGGACAAGUUUACAGGUGAGACAGCUGAAAGGAGAUCUGAGGCUGUAAUACCAAAACAUGAUGCGCUGGAGAAACUCAGAGCUGCAGUCAAAACGAUGGAGCAGCUUUAUGUUUUUGAUAAGAAGGAAUGGAAGCGUAAAACUCAAGCCCCGCACCCUGUCACAGACAGCCAUGUGCUAUCACUCAUUGCCAGUGAGGAGCAGGGAGCAGAUGAGCUGGAAACAACAAACACUGUAAGAACUCCGCAGUCUUUAGUUAACACUACAGAAACAGGGAAGCCACAAGAAGAUAAAAGAGCUUCAAAUACCAUACAUGUUCCAUAUAACCAUGACACUUUUAAAACACAAUCCCAACAAAGUAAAACUUUUACUAACAAAAGCAUCCUUCAUUUUGGCAAUAGGACCCGUGUCAGCAUUAAAUCUGAUAGUAAACCUGUUUCUGCUCUGAAAACAUCUUCGACUAUAAAAAACUUCAAGACACCGGUAGCUCCACUGUCGGUGAAAAUAGAGCCGCCUAAACAUGGCCAGGUGGAACAGGGAAAAGCCAAAAUCAGUCCCACUAAUCCCACUGUUACACAGGGCUGCUCAGAUUCCGAGAACUAUUUAACAAUGCCAGGGCUGGGGCAUGCAAAUGAAACAAAACUGUUUAAUCGAGAGCCUGACACAAAGGAGGGAACGUCAAGCUUCAAUAAAACUGAUGCAGGGGACUGCAAGGGGUCUGAGCAGAAGAAAUCUUUGAUCGCGGAGUACCCAGCUGCAUCUAUCUACCAUCGUUCAACAGCAGCAGAAAGUCCUCAAAAGCAACAGCAGGUGUUGUGUUUUUCUCCUCCCGUCCAAACUGUGUCACCUACACCCUCUGCUAGAGAUAUAGCCUCACAAAUCCAGCGCAAGAUGCUUUUGGACCCCACAACUGGACAUUAUUAUUUAGUGGACACUCCCAUACAGGCCACCACUAAAAGACUGUUUGACCCUGAGACAGGCCAGUAUGUGGAUGUACCCAUGCCUCAUUCUCCUGUGGCAUCUGUCACUCCUGUGCCACUCUCUUUGUCUCCCCUGGCUCUCAGUCCAGGAGUGUAUGCCCCAACCUAUAUGAUCUACCCAGGUUUUAUCCCCUCACCCACUUUAGCAGCCCAGGCAGUGAUGCCACAGUCCCCAUGUCACGCAGAGGAUGCAGCUGGAGAAAACAUGAAAAAGGCCAGAAGUCCUCAGCUGGAGAGCAGCACAGCAGGUGCAGAGAGUGCAUAUUACAGUGCAAUGGGAGAAGCUCAACAGGGGCCACUGUACUUACCAGUGAAUUUGGGACAGGUGACCACCAGAGGAAGUUUAGUAAGCUCUGAGAGAAAGCCACUUAUCAGCAUCACAACACAACAAGGUCCAAGGAUCAUUGCUCCACCAUCCUUCGAUGGAAAAACAAUGAGCUUCAUAGUGGAGCAUCGGUGACCAAGAGAAGAUGUCUUCAAAAGUAUAUCUCUGCUGAGGAAUCUGCCUUCAUUCAUUUUAAGUGCAGUUUUCAUCCCUGUGAUCUUCGCCCUGGACAACUUCUACCAUCACCUUAUGCUCAUGUCCUGUUCUGAUGUUUAACUUUGUUUUCUGUGUGCAUUGCAGCACUUUGUAGAUUUAAUAUUCAACCAUGUCCUCUGGCUGAUGUUCUGAUAUAAAUCGGCUUUGUAAUACUUUACAUUCAGGUGCUGUCUACUCUAACUUGUUUAAUGCUAUUUGUGCCCUGAAGUUUAUUCAAAAGGAAACAAGGCAGUUCUGUUACAAUAAAGUGUUGUUUAUUUUUGGCUAUGGUACCAAUUUAUUAAGAGUUUAACGUUACCAUAUCUAAAAUGAGAGUAUGGCUAUGUUCAGAAUGUCCACUUCUUCUUUCACUCAAUCACUUACAUAGUCAAGAACUCGCUACUGGGUGAGGGCAAACGGUUGUUGAUGGAUUUGGGACACUACUCGAAUGUAGUGCUAUUUCAUAAUCGCGUGCCAUAUCUUCAGUUACGUCAGAUAAGCAAAUGCUGGCAGGAAUGGUAAAUACCAAAUAUGACAUGAUGGGCAGCAGAGUAAAGCUGUUAGUGAUGAACAUAUUGCACUUCUCUCCCUGGCAUAAAACUAUAUGACACAAAUAUGUGUGCACUUGUAAUUUUGCAUUGUAUCCACAGACUACAGCUGUUAAUAAGUUUUUUUAAAAUUCCUAAUCAUAAUAACAGUGAAUGUCAUAACAAACAAAUUGUUGAUAAAUCGCUUUUAGAGUCACAACUAACCAAAUGCUGUAGCUCAAACACAAAUAUUUAAAAAGCAAGCUCUAUCACAACUUGCCUCUAAUUUGUUUACUUAAGUCUGAACUGAAGCUAGCUAGUAUGUUUAUGUAUAUUUCAUUAAGAUUUUCUCAAGCCCUUUUUGUCAGACAGAAAAGAAGUCUUACUACCACAAUGGCUGAACACUAUAUGCUCACAGGGCAUUCUCAGCAGCUCAGAAAAUCAUAGUAAUAAGCUGCAAACCUUAGCAUGAGCUAGUAUGUGCCAUGUGGCUAGCAUUAGCAUACUCCAUAUAUGCCACUUCCUGGCAGUUUCUUGUGCCAAGGUGCAAUGCAUAAUGGUCUAUGUCUACUGACAUUGUGUACAACAUCUGUUUGAUACUUUUUGUCAACCACGUGACAGAAAUGUAGUGGACUAAUAUAGUGAACAAGAUGAUUUAGUUGAAAUUUGGAACAGUGCAACAAAAUGGCUGACACACUGUGAAGUUCACUUUAUAGUAAACAAGUGGAUUUGAACACAGCAUAUGUUACUUUAACAAAAAAAAUAAAAUAAAAUAAAAACAUCAAAAUGAAAGACUUGAGUUAUAAAUGUCAGAACACGUUUUCAGACUUGUCAGAAAUAGGUGCUCCAUGCAUGGCAAUGCAAAAAAGAGAAGUUAAUGGCAAGAGCAAUUGGCUUUUCAAGGAGAAAAGAGAUUGGUGUCAGAAUUGGUCAGGCUAUUAGCUGAUGUUGGCUUGUCAAAUAUAUAUGGUUGUAUAUACUGUUCAAUAUGUAAAAAUGAACUUUUAUUACACAAAAUAAUGCAGAGAUGUUUUUUGACAUAAUUUAGAAAUUGUGUUACCAUUUAAUGUGUCUAGCAGCAAGAAAUCUACCAUUUACAGUUUCAGUACUGUCUGCACCACAUAUAAUGCAGCUCAUUGUGCAAACUCAAGAGGUAUCUCCACAAAUACAUAUAAAUAAAAAUAUCAGCUAAUAUAUUAGACAGAAUUUUUCUCUCCUCAAAAAUCAUAUUGGCAAUGACAGUCACUCUGCCAGACAUCUGAUGUCUGCAGAGGUAUUCCAGACUCCUUCAACUGGAAAGACAUCACAAAGCAGACUCAGAAUACUUUGAAGGAACUACAUACCAUAUCUGGCCUUGGAAUGCCUCAGGGUCCUCCAGGAAAAGUUGUGAAUGUGGCUAUAAGGAGACACAUUAUCUACAUUGCUUAUAGUCUGCUGCCAGCUGGACCGGUAGAGGAAAUGAACGGAUUAACGUCUGUAAAAUAAUUAGCAAGUUUUUACAGAUUCUAAACUAGAUCAGUUUGCUGUCAUGGAUCGGUGCUUUUUAACUUAUACAACCAGGAACUUUAGCUGUUUGGGGAAAUAAAAAGGAGUACAAUCAUUUAUUGUUUUCACAAUUAUCAAAGGACCGGGACCAUUUAUCUAGACUACAUUUUGAAUCACACCAAUUUUUUCCUGUCACAAUAAGCAAAAGAGGAUUAAAAUGUAAUAUUGUAUUAAUAUUUCAUAUUAAAACAUGAAAUAAGACAUAUUUUAACAAAAGUCAUGUAAAAUACAUCUGGCAUCCUAAGGUACAUCAUAUGUUAAUAACAUUUCCAUUUCAGUCCAUCACCACUUCGUCAUGACUCGCAAAAUUCUACCAACAAAGUUUAUGCGUGAUGUAAAGUAGUUGAUAUGGUGAGAGGAGAGAAGAAAAAAAAAAAAAAACACUGAGUGUUGCUCAGAUCAAACUGAGCUAGGACUCUGGUUAAAUGGUGUACUUAGUUCACUAUAAGCAGAGUUGGGCCCAUUAAGUCAGAGCCAGCUGAAACAUUUAGAGGAUAACGUCCUGUAUUUGCGCUGCUUCAGUUUACACUUUUGUGAAAUGAGAUGAGAGUGGACGUGUGCAUCUGAAUGUGGCCGUGAUCUAUGCGAGGCAUUUGAGCAUUCUGUGAGUACAACAAGGAGUUAUGUUACUUCGCUGCAGACAUGAUUACCCAGACUGUGCAUGUGUGAAGUGUGUCUUUACAUUUUACACACAGCUAUGCCAGUUCCUCUGGACCUCUUGUGUUUAAAACUAUCUGAGGUGAGAGUUUCACAAAAUUUAAAAGAUGCUGUUCAUCAGUAAAAGCCAGACAAGAAUUAAAGUUUAUUUCUUUAAUUACACAUUUUUGACAUUAGUUUCCUUUUUUUUCUCUGUCCUGUUUCCCUUUGAAUGUGCAAGGCUUUAUAUGCUAUUUUACAUGAUUCAGUCUUACCAACAUGUAUGACUGAUGCCCAUCUUAGAUUUGUGAGAUUUUUCUGUUAUUUGUUUGUUUGUUUUGCUUUUCUUUCUUUUCUUCUACUUUUUUCUUCUUCUUCUGUUCUUUUUUUUUUUCUUUUCUUUUUUUUUUCUUAGCAUGUUUCAGAUUAAACACAUAUGGUAUUUGGAGCUGCUGGUCAGUCUAUGUACCUCCAUGUAAAAUACAUUAUGUUUUGCCUCUGGGACAACAAUUAAUGUAAAUUUAUUGCCCCAAAAGUUGAUUUUGUUAUAACUGAUCAAUGCAGUGGUUAAGAAAAACUGUUGUUGACGUUGCCAAGUGGUUUGCAACUUGUGAUGCAUUUUGAAGUGCAAGCUUAAAUUCACGGGAAAAAAAACUAUGAGAUUAUCAAAUUUUUAUUGUUUUUUUUUUUUUUUAACUAUGUGUACAAAUAAAUAAAUAAAUACAAUUAGGGGAAAAUAUUCUUUUAGUAAUAACAGGUCCAAAAUCAGACAUAGUUUUGGAUAUAUUUUUAAAUAUAUGUCAAAAAUACCAAAGAUAAAAAAUAUAUUUACAUUCCCCUGAUUCCUUGUUUUAGCUCAUUUGUAUCUUAUAUUAAAACCUGUGAAAAUGUAGAUUAUAUAAGAAAAUAAUUAUAGUGUUUCGGAUCCAGUGGUCUUUUCCAGUUUGAGUGUAAAACAUUUUUUUAAAGUUCACAAUGAACAGUAAACUACUUAUUGCACUUAAAUUGCCACAGUUUCAUCACCAGCAACAGCUGUAAAUUCUGGUGAUAGAAACUCUGUGUGGACUGAAAAUUUUCAAUCUAUUUUAAUGUAGAAUUUAUCCUAAAGUUGCACUGAUACAAAGAUCUUAUUAUUAUUAUAAACUAUUCUGUAAGAUGGUGUUCAAAGAUUUAAUGACAUAUGAAUUGGAUAAGCCUAAAAAUAAAAUUAUGGCAGGAGGUCACUCCUGGAAAAAACCUACACAAAAAACUGCAUAUGCUUUUAAUGAUAGCAUUUAACAUGAAUAAUGUCAUAAUAUCUGGCAGGAUUUUUAGGUAAAAUAUGGGAAGCUGGUAGUAUCAGGGCUUUAUUUUGAUUAAGUAAGACGACUGAGUUGAGGUGAUGUUGAGAAGGUCUGAGAUAAGUGCAUAUGAUGUGUUAUUGUUUUGAAAAAAGAGGGAGUGGGGUGUACAUGUUUGUUUUAAAUGUCCUAAUGGCUAUAAAGUUAUAUGGUACACACUGGUUUGAUGAUGCUGUGGGGCAUGGCAGAGAUUGGGAUGCAGCGGAGGGACAUCUGGAAAGGAGAAAUUAGUGCUGUGGUUGCAUUUACAAUACUGAAUGUACUGGGAAGGAAUAUCAUGAACGAGUGUAAUGUAGACUGACAAGCCUACGUAUGUUUGCAAUAAAUUCAGAAUACAAGCCACUGAACAUUUCUGUCCAUGAGAAUUGGUUUUAGGUCAACUUGUGAGGAUAUUAUCAAGGAACAAGUCAUGAAAAUGUUUCAUGUUUCUUUAGAGAGCUUGUGGUUUAGGUUACGAAUGCUUUUUAACAUGAAAGGCUUUUACAGAAGUCCUUCAUUAGUAAGCAGAUGUUUAAUACUUGAUUAAUUACUGUUUCAUUAAUGUAUUCCGAGAUGUAUUUGUAUUUUAUUAAUGUGUCCAGGGAUUAAAAAAAAACACACACACUUUUA
Melanotaenia boesemani (Boeseman's rainbowfish) is the source of this 9118-nucleotide messenger RNA. RefSeq lists its product as uncharacterized. The transcript is spliced from 2 exons. The record is from RefSeq and is a predicted model, not a curated record. NCBI's taxonomy places the organism in Eukaryota, Metazoa, Chordata, Actinopteri, Atheriniformes, Melanotaeniidae. The coding region runs from base 46 to 4401 and encodes 1451 amino acids.